Prinia subflava (tawny-flanked prinia) is the source of this 12309-nucleotide messenger RNA. RefSeq names its product pappalysin 1 (gene PAPPA). Lineage: Eukaryota; Metazoa; Chordata; Aves; Passeriformes; Cisticolidae. The transcript is spliced from 22 exons. Bases 521 to 5407 code for a protein of 1628 amino acids. Gene Ontology annotation, molecular function: metalloendopeptidase activity. The record is from RefSeq and is a predicted model, not a curated record. Gene Ontology annotation, biological process: cell surface receptor signaling pathway; proteolysis.
GCUUAUGUUAUAAAGGAGGCCAAAAAAAUAAAUAGAUUAGAGCAUCUUUUGGGGGGAGGGAAAUCAGUGGGUCUGAGUCUUGGAGAAAGCUGGGGGUUGUUUUGGUUUUUUGUUUUGUUUUGUGUGUGUGUGUGAGAGAGAGUGUGUGUGUGUUUUUUUUAAGAAGAAAAAAAUAAAGGGAAGAAAAUUCAGCAGAGAAAAGAAGAGAGAGAGGAGUUCCAGCUGUGGAGGAAUAGAGGAGAAGAAGACAGAUAGAGAAGGAAGAACAGAGAAAUACAUUUCAACCAAGAAGGAGUUUUGAUUUAUUUGAUUUUUUAUUUGUUUUAAGGAGAAAAAAAAUCUAUAAGCAGGAAAAAGAAAGAAAGAAAAAGAAAAAAAGAAAAGAAAAAGCAACUGAGAAGGGUUAUAAAAAGAGCAAAUACCAAGAAGGGUGAACAAGAGAAGAAAGUCAAGGCAAGGAGGAGCCCAAAGCUGGCAGAUCGGGAGGAUUUGCAGGGGAGAAGGGGGGGGAAGAUUGGAAAUGCAGCUCUGGAGUUUGCUGCUGCCUCUUGCGCUUCUCUGUACAGCCCUAGCCAGUGGACCCGAAUGUGGGAUGGACGAGCGCUCCCGCAGGGCACGAAGGGACACCAGGCACAGCCGCCAGCUCCUCCACACUGCCCCGGGCACCUGUGCCACCAGGUUAGCCCGAGGAAGGCGCUCCACUGCUGGGCUGGAGCCCGGGCAUGUCCCCCGCAGGAGGCAACAGCGGGAGGUAAAGGACGAAGAGGAGUCCCUUACCCCGAGCAGGGCGCUCUAUUUCAGUGGCCAAGGUGAUCAGCUGCGGCUGAAGGCAGACGUCGAGCUGCCCCGAGAUGCCUUCACUUUGCAAGUGUGGCUGAAAGCCGAAGGCGGGCAGAGAUCUCCGGCUGUCAUUGCAGGACUGUAUGACAAAUGUUCUUACACCUCCCGUGACCGAGGCUGGGUCCUGGGGAUUAACACCGUCAGUGACCAGGGGAACAGAGACCCCCGCUAUUUCUUCUCGCUGAAGACGGACCGUGCCCGCAAAGUCACCACCAUUGCAGCCCACCGCAGCUACCUCCCCAACCAGUGGGUGCACCUGGCCGCCACCUACGACGGGCGCCUGAUGAGGCUCUACGUGAACGGUGCCCAGGUGGCCACGAGCGGAGAGCAAGUGGGCAGCGUCUUCAGUCCGCUGACCUUGAAGUGCAAGGUGCUCAUGCUGGGAGGGAACGCCCUGAACCAGAACUAUCGGGGUUACGUGGAGCACUUCAGCCUCUGGAGGACAGCCCGGUCUCAAAAGGAGAUCUUGUUGGACAUGGAGCAGGCGAUUCACAGGCAAGACAAGCCCCUACCUCAGCUCGUUCUUCAAGACAGUUUACUGAAUGUGAAAAGCACCUGGUCUCCCAUGAAGGACGGCAGCAGCCCUCAGACCAAGUUCAGCUACCACCACGGCUAUUUGCUGGACACCAGCCUGGACCCUCCCCUCUGCGGACAGACGGUGUGUGACAACACGGACGUCAUCGCCAGCUACAACAAGCUGCCCAGGUUCCGCCGCAACAAAACCGUGCGCUACCGCGUGGUGAACCUGUACGACGACCAGCACCAGAACCCCACCGUCAGCCAGCAGCAGAUCGAGUUCCAGCACCAGCACCUCAAGGAGGCUUUCAGCCGCUACAACAUCACCUGGGAGCUGGAGGUGCUGGAGGUGAAGAACUCCUCCCUUCGCCACCGGCUCAUCCUGGCCAACUGCGACAUCAGCAAGAUCGGGGACGAGAACUGUGACCCCGAGUGCAACCACACGCUGACGGGGUACGACGGCGGGGACUGCCGGCACGUCCGCCACACGCUCUUCAGCAAGAAGAAGCAGAACGGGGUGUGUGACAUGGAUUGUAAUUACGAGAGGUACAACUUCGACGGGGGGGAGUGCUGCAACCCGGAGAUAACAGAAGUCACCAAGACCUGCUUUGACCCAUAUUCUCCUUACAGGGCAUACUUGGAUGUCAAUGAACUUAAGAACAUACUCAAACUGGAUGGAUCCACACACCUCAACAUCUUUUUUGCCAAUUCCUCUGAGGAAGAGCUGGCUGGAGUGGCAACUUGGCCCUGGGACAAAGAAGCCUUGAUGCAUCUAGGUGGCAUCGUGCUGAAUCCCUCCUUCUACGGGAUCCCUGGCCACACUCACACCAUGAUCCACGAGAUUGGGCACAGCCUGGGGCUCUACCACGUCUUCCGCGGCAUCUCCGAGAUCCUCUCCUGCAGCGACCCGUGCAUGGAGACAGAGCCCUCCUUUGAGACCGGGGACCUCUGCAGUGACACCAACCCUGCCCCUAAGCACAAGCUCUGUGGGGACCCCGGGCCUGGCAAUGACACCUGUGGUUUCCACGGCUUCCUGAACACGCCCUUCAGCAACUUCAUGAGCUACGCAGACGACGACUGCACCGACUCCUUCACGCCCAACCAGGUGGCCAGGAUGCACUGCUACCUGGACCUGGUCUACCAGAGCUGGCAGCCCACCAAGAAGCCGGCUCCCGUGGCCAUUGCCCCCCAGAUCGUGGCUCGCGCCUCCGCCUCCGUCACCCUGGAGUGGUUUCCACCCAUCGACGGCCACUUCUUUGAAAGAGAAGUGGGAUCAGCAUGUGAUCUGUGUGCAGAAGGAAGAGUCCUGGUGCAGUACGCCUUCAGCGCCUCUUCUCCCAUGCCCUGCGACCCCUCGGGGCACUGGAGCCCACGGGAGGCAGAAGGGCACCCUGACGUUGAGCAGCCUUGCAAAUCCAGUGUCAGGACGUGGAGUCCCAAUUCAGCUGUCAACCAGCACACGGUGCCCCCAGCCUGCCCCGAGCCCCAGGGCUGCUACCUGCAGCUGGAAUUCCGCUAUCCCCUGACUCCAGAGUCCCUCACGGUCUGGGUGACGUUCGUUUCCCCCGACUGGGACUCCAGCGGAGCCGUGAAUGACAUCAAGCUGCUCACCGUCAGUGGGAAGAACAUUUCACUGGGGCCCCAGAACGUCUUCUGUGACAUCCCCCUGACCAUAAAGCUGGAUGUGGGACAAGUGGGGGAGGAGGUGUACGGCAUCCAGAUCUACACCUUGGACGAGCACCUGGAGAUUGACGCUGCCAUGCUGAGCUCUGUCCCCCACAGCACCCUGUGCUCGGGCUGCAAACCCAUCCAGUACAAAGUGGUCCGGGACCCCCCUUUCCAGUCGGGGUCUCCAGUGGUCAUCUCCAACCUCAGCAGGAGAUUUGUGGACACGGAGCUGAGCGACAGGACCACGUACAGAUACCAGGUGGUGGUUGUGUCCGGGACGGAGGAGAGCGAGCCUUCCCCCGCCCUCGUUUAUGUCGCUGGGAGUGGAUACUGUGGAGAUGGGAUUAUCCAAAUAGAGCUGGGGGAAGAAUGUGAUGACAUGAACAAGAUAAACGGCGAUGGCUGUUCCCUGUUCUGCCUGCAGGAGCUGUCCUUUAAUUGCAUCGAUGAGCCCAGCAGGUGCUAUUUCCACGACGGCGAUGGAGUGUGUGAGGAAUUUGAGCAAAUGACCAGCAUCAAAGACUGUGGCGUUUACACCCCCAAAGGCUUCCUGGAUCAGUGGGCUUCCAAUGUCUCUGUCUCACACCACAGUGACCAGCAGUGCCCAGGGUGGGUGGUCAUCGGUCAGCCGGCAGCAACCCAGAUGUGUCGAACCAAGGUGAUCGACCUGAACGAUGGAGUCUCCCAGUACGCCUGGUAUCCCUGCACGGCCAACUUCCAGUACUCCCACAUGACACAGACCAUUUUCUGGCUGAAGGCUUAUUUUUCCCAGCCUAUGGUGGCUGCAGCAGUCCUUGUUCACUUGGUCACUGAUGGGACCUACUACCUGGACCAGAAGCAGGAGACCAUCGGUGUGCAGCUGUUUGACACCAAGGAGCAAAGCCACGAUCUUGGUGUCCACGUCCUGAGCUGCAGGAACAAUCCCCUGAUUAUCCCCGUCAUCCAUGACCUCAGUCACCCUUUUUAUCACACCCAGGCUGUCCUCAUUAGCUUCAGCUCCCAGUUUGUGGCCAUCUCCGGGGUGGCCCUGCGCUCCUUCCACAACUUCGACCCCAUCACCAUCAGCAGCUGCCAGCGAGGACAGACCUACAGCCCCGCGGAGCAGAGCUGUGUCCACUACUCCUGCGAAGCCACCGACUGCAAGCGGCUGGAGAUCGAGAACGCGGUGCUGAGCUGCACCGGCGGCAUGGGCUGGGACAACGGCGCGCAGUGCAACGUCAGCUGCAGGACUGGCUACACCCUGCACAUCCACAGAGACGAUGAGCUCGUCAAGAGCCAGACGGAGUCCAGCGUCACCAUGACCUGCACGGAUGGGAAGUGGAACAAGCAGGUGACGUGUGAGCCCGUGGACUGUGGUGUGCCAGACCAGUACCACGUGUACCCAGCCACCUUCAACUGCAGCGAGGGCACCACCUUUGGCAAGAAAUGCUCCUUCACCUGCCGACCUCCUGCUCUUCUGAAAGGAAACAACAGCAACUUGACCUGCAUGGAGGACGGGCUGUGGUCCUUUCCUGAGGCCCUGUGUGAGCUGAUGUGUCGAGCACCCUCCGUCGUCCCCAACGCAGAUCUCCAGACCUCUCGCUGCCGAGAAGACAAGCACAAAGUGGGCUCGUUCUGCAAGUACAAAUGCAAACCAGGUUACCACGUCCCUGGAUCCUCCAGAAAAUCAAGAAAGCGAGCCUUUAAGAUCCAGUGCACGCAGGACGGCACGUGGCUGCCGGGCGCCUGCGUGCCCGUCACCUGUGACCCUCCACCUUCCAAGUUCCACGGGCUCUACCAGUGCUCCAACGGGUUCCAGUUCAACAGCGAGUGCCGCAUCAAGUGUGAGGAUGAUGACGCUCAGACGGGCCGUGGGAGCAACGUGAUCCACUGCCGGAAGGACGGCACCUGGAGCGGGUCCUUCCACCUGUGCAGGGAGAUGCAGGGGCAGUGUGCCCUGCCCACCCAGCUCAACAGCCACCUGAAGCUGCAGUGCGCCGGCGGCUACGGCAUAGGCACAGAGUGUACCACCUCCUGUCAGGAUCACAGUCACGAGCCCAUCCUCCUGCGCGUGAACGAGACUGUGCAAGACAUCCAGCACUGGAUGAACCCUCAGAGAGUGAAGAGUGUUGUCUGCACGGCAGGACUCAAGUGGUACCCUCACCCUUCCCUGAUUCAUUGUGUUAAAGGCUGUGAGCCUUUCAUGGGGGACAACUAUUGUGACUCAAUCAACAACAGAGCCUUCUGCAACUACGAUGGUGGGGACUGCUGUGCCUCGACUGUCAAGACCAAAAAGGUGACACCGUUUCCUAUGUCCUGUGACCUACAAGGAGAGUGUGCUUGCCGGGACCCCAACGCCCAAGAGCACAACCAGAAAGACCUCCGUGGCUUCAGUCUUGGGUAAAGCCAGGUGACGUGGAAAGGAGGACCACACUGCUCAAGGCAGGCUAGGAGAGACACCACAUCCCUUUUGGUAUCGUUUUUAACAUUUAGCUGCUCAACUGGAUGGCAUUUCUGCACCAGGGACCCUUAGAAUUCAACCAGUCUGCCUUUAAUUUUUGUCCAAGGAGAACUCAAAGUAGGGGUUUAUGUAUUAAUUAUAUCUUAAAUAGUGAUGAUGAGAAAAAAACCAACCAAGAGUCAAGUCAAGGCGACUUUCAUGUAUCAAAACAGCAUGUUAUGCCCACCUAAUUUGAACAGUUCAUAUCUAGAUUCAAGGCGAGAAACAAACUAUUUAUGUACACAUAUUUAUAGAAAUAAGUAGAGAAAGAGAGCGAGAAAGAGUGAGAGAUUAUGAUCAACGCAAAAACACUUUCCCCUCCCCAGCACUCACAACUCAGACCGUUCGUGGAAGAGGCUGAGCUCUUGGAGGACUCCAAGCUGAGCCUUUUCUGAUGCUGAAUGCCAAGGUAUCGCAUGCUCGGGGCGCUGUGGUUGGGGUGGGAUCUCCACAGGGCUGGGCCUCUUGGAAAGUGACUUGCCAGGCACCCAGCCAGCUCGAGAUGGGGGAUGCAUCUGCUCCUCACAGGAAUGCUGCUUCCAGCCAGGCAGCUCAGCAGACUGCAGUGGCCUUUCUGUACAGCUCCUCCUUCUCCCCCUGCCCUCUAAGAGCCAACAAAAAGCUCCCUUGUAGCCUGCAGGGCUUCUGGGACGUUUCUGUGUGGAGCUGGUCCCAUGGUGGAGUGAGGGAGUGGGGAGUCCAAGGGCUGGCAUGGAGGAACAAGGAGGAUUGCUUCUGAGGAGCACAGAGAGGGGAACUCGCGCCCGCACUUGUCAUUUGAGCAUGUCUGCUGCUGCUACUCCUGCUGCUAUGUCCCAUACAAAUAGUUUCCUUACUGUGUCAGGACAGGGUGAAAAACAACCCCAUGCAACCAAACAGUCUGCCUUAAAGCUUACCUACAACCUGCCUUUCAAACCCUCUGGUCUCUUCCUCAGCAUUGGGGCAAGAAAACAGGACACCAGCCAGCCAAAGGGAUCUGCUUUCUGGUCUCCACCCUGCCAAGUGCUUCUCUAGGCUUCCUCCACCCCCCUCUUAGGGUGAUCUGAUUCUGACAACUGCUUCGUGCUCCUGUUUUCUCAGGAGGGGGGAAAAGGAGGAGGAAACACCUGCCAUGAGGAAAGGCCCGUAAGAGACAGUAUUAGAAUUUUGGCCAUAUUUGUCAGUAUUAAGCUGCCAGGUCAGUGGGUCAGACUCUUGGGACAGACCAGGAGCCUAGGUGUUUGUAAUCUUCCAGAAAAAAGGGCAUUAGCUGCAGCAGACCUCACACUUCCCUGUCAUCCUCCUGCUUCAGCCAGAGGGGAACAUGUGCCAGACCCUCGGUGAUUCCUUUCCUCACAAGGUUCAUUACAUUGAGUCACUGAGAUACCCAGGGCAUCCAAUGCUGCUGCUGCUACAGCCCAUCCCAGGGAAAUCCCAGGGAUCUUUCCAGUGUGGCUUGGGCAUGGUCUGCUGCCCCAAGCUCCUGCUAGGAAGAACACACAUCCAAAAGAGCAUCCUUCCCAGUGUUACGUUUGUCUGUUCCUUGGGACUGUUGUGACUUGCACAGUCUACUGGGUAAAGAGAAAAAGAUUUUUUUCUAUCUCCCCCUUUAGGCACUGGAGCAAGGCAGAAGGGUAAGGGGAGGGGUCAUUUACCUCAUGGAGAUGGAUGUAAAAAUGAUGUGGAGAACUAGAAAUGGAAAAAUUAUAGAAUUAUAGGUGCAAGGAGCCAGGUUCUUGUUACCCACAGUUAGGGUUGUUUCUGUUAGAGUGAACCAGAGAAGAAUCUCAAGAGCUAAAGUAGAGGCCUGGAGAGCUGAUUGUCAUUAAGAAGGCAGGGAGCUCUCUGUUGUGAAGCUCCAGCUAUUCCUAGAGAAGGCCUGGCCAUGGGAGCUGUGUGGAUGGCUCUGCCCCCUCUGUGCAGGGGUGUUCUGGAAAGGGAGGUGCAGUGGAAUCAGGGUUCCUGCCAUGGAGUUAGACUGAACAUCCCCCAGCUUAGAGUGCAGUGCCAUAAGCUUCCACUUUUGCCCUUACCUUCUAACUAAUAUGGGAAGUAAAUAACUGUGCAAAAGUUGCUGCUUCCUUCUGGUCCCUUUGCCCUCCCCUGUUUUGUUGCAGUUUGUUCAUGUGCCACCUGGCUCAUCAGAACAGCUCACAACCUCAAAAGACUUUCAGACUGACAAUGCUUCGUGUCCUCAAUGCCUGAGGCAUCUUGGCAUGAUUCCCCCCUCUCCAUCCCACCUGGGUUCCAUCCCAGUGGGGAGCCUCAGUUCAUCUCCUGAGUGCAUCCUGGAAAUGCCCUUCCCAGUGCAGAGCUCAGCAUGGAGGAGAUUUCCCAUCUGAUUUUCCCACUUGGACAGUGCCCAGGAGAGAAGGUCUGUACAGACAUUAUUGACUCUUGCUGCUGUGGGCUCACAGGAGCUCAAGGCCAGCUGAGCCCCUCUGGCCAGCCAGGGCCAGCCCCUGUUUGCUGAGCUGGAGAGCUCAGCUCAAGGGAGACAGUGGCUUCUCACCAGCACAGCCUCAGUCCUCAGCUUUCCUCCUGCAGUCCUGGUGUGCCCCAACUCCCUUUCCCACCGGCAGACUUUCCAUGCUGCUAUUUGAUUUUUUUCUUUUUUUAAUUACUAUGUUGGUACUGUCCAUCUCCUCCAGUAGGGCUGACAGGAUCAGGAGUGGAAGAAGGUUCUGCUCCGAGUCAUGUUAAAUCCAAUGGUUUGGGAAUUUUUUUUUUCCACUGGGGCAAAUCCCCUCUGAAUUUUCAGGUGCUGUACCAGAGAGAUGCUGAGUAGGGAGCUGUGGGGAAGGGACACAGGCUCAGAUCAUGUCCCCUGUGCUCCCAACCUCGGGCAAGGCCAGCUGGAUCCUCACAUCAUCUCCCACUGUAUGGGCCUGAAAUGCCCAGUGGAGUCCUAGGAAAGACCCUCCCUGACUGUGGUGGAAGGUGAGGGUGGGUGGAAGGUGAGAGGGACCUCAACCCCCCCUCCACCCACUGAGCCAGCAGGCAUCAAACCAGAAGUUCAGGGGACGAGGGUGUUCACGCUGGUGAAAUUUAGCUGCUCAUAAAGUCCAGUUCACAUCAGUGCCAAGAUCUUCUCUGUCACAGAUGGUGAGCCAGGGCUGCACCUUAUGUGGGGCCAGCAGGCUGUGGGGGAUGUCCAUGGCCAGCAGGAGGGAAAGCUGGAGCAGAAAGUGGUGGAUGGUGCACGGUGGGGUGGGAAACUCCAAUCAGCUGCUACCCCUCUCCUCCCCACCCUCUAGCAGACAGGCUGAGCUGGUGUCCUCCUGCUUUUCUUGCAUCUUCUGCUGUCCCCCCCAGGCUGAGAAAGGAGGAUGGCACCAGAGGAUUCUUGGAAUCGGGUUCCAGCUACCUCCCUUCCAGUUUCAGUUUCACUUGGUUGUAACUGUCGGUUUGUUCUAGGUUUUACCUGUGUCUAAUUAAAAAAAAAGAAAAGAAAAAAAAAAGGAAAAAAAAAAGGAAAAAGAAACUGAGAGAAAAAAAGAAAGCCCCAUAGUCAACAAAAGUUUCUUGCUGCAAGCGAUUCAAGUGGGGAAAAAAACAAAUAACAUGUGAGGCUUUACAGAGAGGAAUAGGAGAGAAAAAAAAGAAAACAACAAAAACACAUAAAAAUGGAGAAAAGAAAAAGAGUAGAAAACCCGCAUAAUCCAAAUCCAAGCAGAGCAAAGCCUAUUUUUGUGUGUUUGAAAGGAAAACACCUAAUCUGCCAGCUGAGUAGAAAGCUAGAUACUAAGUGUAGAUUUCCCUAGAAGUACCGUGAGGUUUUAUAACAUUGUCUGGUUUUGUUUUCCUUGUGUGUUGUGAUAAGUCCAGGAACUAAGGCUAAGGGGUUAUCCCCUGGUAUAUUGUUGUUUGUGGGGGGAGGGAGGGGGUGGAGUUAGUUAUAUUUUCUUUUUCCAGAUUAUUUUUUUAAGUGUGUAUUUGUGCUUAUUUUUACGUUAUCCAACUGUACAUACGCAUUUAACCAGUAUUUCACUGUGCUCUAAUUACUGCACUCAGAAGCACUGCACAGUCUGAAUCCCCGAGAGCUGCGAGAGACUGGGAGUGAAGGGGGAAGGAGAAAGCUGCUACCUGAGCAGACAGGUGAUUCCCAUUUUGGGGAAGCAGGGUGCUGACCACCCCCUUCCCACACUCCAGCCCAUCUGAGGCUGAGCUACAAGACAGGAGGGCAUGGGGUGAAGUCAGCCAAGGCUGGGAUGCCCAGAAGGGUUUCAGAGCUGGAAGUCUGGCCUUUGAACUAUUUUGGAUGCCAUGGAAAUUCCCAGCCUUUCGGCAGCAUCUUGUCCUCCCCUGCCCAAUCCCUGGAGGGCCCAGUGAGCUCUGAUAGGCAUGUUCAUAUCACUGGGAGAGGACCACAUGCCCAGCUCUAGAUAUCUCUAGAUAUCUCUGGAUAUUUUUAUGGUUGUGGGCCCCCUUUUGGUCUCAGUGGUGCAGCUGAGUGGAUCUGUUUUAUGUUUUUUCCAUGUUAUCCCAUCCUCUGGGGAGGGCCAUCUCCCUGCUGAGGGUGCAGCAGCACUCCUGCCUCCAGGUGACCUUUUAUGGGCAUACUGGGCAUACUCAAGCCCCAAGAACAGUCCCAUUUCCCUGGAGGACCUUGACCACUGAGUUCAGAGGGAGCAUGAGCACAACACCAGCAGGAGCAGGUCCAGGUGGCCCAAGAGGUAUUUCCUUGGAGCUACGGUCAAUUUGGGCAAUAGGGAUUUGGUGUUGGGCUGUUCCUGCCACCUGGGGGGCUCAACCCCCCCCGUUCCUUUUAGCAGGAGCGAAGUGAGGCUUAAUGUUUUGUUUCUGUCUUCGUUUGGCAAACUGAGUUUUCCCCUUUACACCGGAUUUACACAUCCAAGAUUCAUUAAGAAUGAGAAUCACUUCCUCUGAGGCCACACUCGAGAGCUUGGGUUGGCUUCAGGUGUUCGAUGAGGAGUCUUGGUGCUACUUGUUGGUGGUUUUAGUCCUGUUGGGUCGAGAUGCGGAGCUAACGAGUCCAAGUUGUCUUUGGUUCCCAUUCUGGCUUAGUUUUUAGUCUUUUGGUUUUUCCUUCUUUUGGUGAGGCCACAUUCAACCACCAGUUUCCAUCUUCUGAGUGCAAAGAACCAGGGCUUUAAAUGAAACAUUUCACCAGCAAUUCAAGAGGGAAUUGGAACCAUUGUGGAGUUUGCAUUGUACGGCCUCUGUAAUUACGUACCUGUCUGCAGAUGAGAGGCUGAAUUUUGCUCCCAUCAAGUCAACACAGGUUUUUGUUGUUGCUGACUUCACUGGGAGCAGGAUUGAGCCGUACUAUAUAUAUAAAUAUAUAUAUAAAUAUAUAUAUGAUAUAUAUAUAAUAUUAUAUGUGUAAUAUUAUAUAUAUAUCAGUGUAAUAUUUACAAAUAAAACUGUGAUCUCGUCUAGAGAAAAAUGUAUUCAUAUUACCAACUGCUCUUCCAUAUUUAUGUAUCAUAUUGUAUCUUUUUAUUAUAAUUAUUAUGAUUAUUAUGGUUAUUAUUAUUAUUAUUAUGGAAUCUUUCUUGGCACCUUUUGGAAGCCAUGUCAACCAAUACUCCAAUGAAGUGCUGAGGAUCUAUUUUCACAAGAAUUCUACUGGUCUACUGUAUAAAAGAGAAAAGAAAAAAAAAAAAAAAAGAAACAAGCAAAAUACAGUUCAACCCUUAAUUCUGUACCUCACGCCUGUACGUUUGCUGCUCCAAUUUUGGGUUUUAUUUUGCGUUCGUUUGUUUUUAACGGAUCUAAUUUAAGUCUCCAAGCAAUAUAUAAAGAUGUAAAUAGUAAAGCUUAUUUAUUAAGAUUGUCAUCUUUUUUAAUUUAUAUUUACACAAUUGUUCAUCUAAUUUAUUUUUUUUUUCAAUACAGUUUUUAACAGUUGUCCUUUUUUUGGUUCAUGAUGUUUUUUAAAUCAUUUUCACAGAAUUUCUUUAUACAGCUUUUUCUCUUUCUUUGAAUAAGCAACAACUUCCUCUGGUCUUUCAAAAACAGGUCAUGUUUCACUCAAAAAAAAAAAAAAAAAAAAAAAGUUAUGUCAGAUUCAUCAGAAAUAUUUUGCCAUUGUUGAUUCCUAUACCCUAAAGUUCUAUAUUAUAUAAAUAUAUAAUACCUUGUAUGCUUAAAUAUUUAACUGUGUGAUUUUGUAUAUAUCUUCAUACACAUGCUCACACACAUAUGAGGGUUAAUGUCCCCAGAUAUUGGGAGAACAGAGAAUCAGAAACACAAACAAUAUAAGCUUGUAUUAAAGAGUUCUGAACUGGACCCCUCCCUCUUGCCACGUCUCCUUUGCUUUCGGUCGAGCCGGUCACGAGCGAUGCCCACGGGGGUCCCAGCGUGGUCAGUGUGUGGCUGUGGGGUCCCACAUCUGGCUGCACAGCUGCACAGCAUCCUGCCCCUCUGCUCCAGCUCUGCUGUUGGGGCAGGGGGCUUGAGUUUUGCCAGAAGGCUGCAGUGGGAGGAGGGAGGCAGCACUGGCCAGGGCCCUGGGGAGCCCAUUCUGCCUCCAAUGGAUUUGGCUCUGCCAAGGGGGGUCAGGUCCCAUUUCUCUCCAGGCAGGCUGGUGGAGUUUUUGGGUUGAGGACCUUGAAAAUCAAGUUGUCCAUAUUCUGCUUACCUUCUUCAUCACAUGCAGAACAUGUUCAUCCAGAAAACCAGUCCCAGUGGGAGCCUGCCUUGGCUCAGGGGUAUUACCUAAGAGGGAAGCAAGGCUGAAACCAAACUAUGUGCAGCCUGGGAGCUGAACAUCAUGAUGUACAGAGCCUUUGGACACAGGAGAAAACAGAUAAAGAUAAGUCAGUCUCCAGUGGUCUGAGAGAGCUAGGGUUGCAGACCAA